GAGUCGGCUAGGACGGAUGUAAGGUAUAAUAUGUUAAUCAACAUAUAAAGGGGUUGAGAGUCCUCUGCAAGAAGUUUCUUCUGUACAGCACAACACAACACAUUUUCAAAGCCUUCCAUCUUAUUCCUAGCCAACUCUAUACCCAAUCAAUUGACCAAUCAAUCAAAUUUCUUAAUCAUCACCCAAUAUUACCAUCGAUAUGCAACUCACACUUCUCACCCCAAUCAUCCUCCACCUCGCCUCAGUCCAUGCCCUUCCAACUCCAGUCCAAGCCACAAGCUCCAGCAACUCCACCGACUCCAGUACAAACAACACAGGCCAUUACCCCCACGCAGCUCAAAAUCACGUCGUUGCAAUCGUCGACCUCUGUGGUAAAGGUGGCUGCCAACCCAAAGUAUGCAACCAUAAUUUUCUAAUCAAUUUAAAUGGGUAUUCAGCUGUAACGGAGGGUUGUAGUACAAGUGUAAAGAUUACGACGGGGAGCGGUAAUUCCUACUCUGGAAUCUUUGGUCUCGACUUCCUGGAUUGGCAAAAAAAACCUCUACAAGCUGCUGUCAACGGCUUCAAAGAUGCAACUCAUGUGCUGGAAUGGUCAUGGCCCAGCUAUUUUUGGGACACAUUUCAAAAGCGGCCGCCUCCAUUGGACUUGAAGGAAUUCCCACUAUGGCAAGCACAAAUCAGAUCCUUCAUGCUUUCGAUGGUCAUUUCCGAGGGUCUCUACGCAUUCCCUACCACUUAUUUAUCCUCUCUUCCUCCAUAAUGAGCCCCGUUUCAAAUCUCAUUACCAGAAGUCAAUAUAUAGAAGUUGUCAGAAACGGUCAUGAAAUAUCUUAAGUUGACCAAGCACAAUCCAAGAAGAU
Molecule: messenger RNA, 860 nt
Organism: Hyaloscypha bicolor E
Lineage: Eukaryota; Fungi; Ascomycota; Leotiomycetes; Helotiales; Hyaloscyphaceae
Exons: 2
Coding region: 200-760 (186 amino acids)
Source: RefSeq, a predicted model, not a curated record